This is a messenger RNA of Saccharomycopsis crataegensis, 2886 nucleotides long. It is a transcript of the gene MCD4, whose product is annotated as mannose-ethanolamine phosphotransferase MCD4. The record is from RefSeq and is a predicted model, not a curated record. Gene Ontology annotation, cellular component: endoplasmic reticulum membrane. Gene Ontology annotation, molecular function: mannose-ethanolamine phosphotransferase activity. Bases 1 to 2886 code for a protein of 961 amino acids. Gene Ontology annotation, biological process: GPI anchor biosynthetic process. Lineage: Eukaryota; Fungi; Ascomycota; Saccharomycetes; Ascoideales; Saccharomycopsidaceae. The transcript has a single exon.
AUGAAAGCUGGUAGAUUGGUGUUAAUUGUGGUGGGUAUUGCCUUCCAUCUCACCUACUUAUGGUCCAUCUUUGACAUUUACUUUGUCUCGCCCUUGGUUCAUGGGAUGGGUCAAUAUAAAAGCAUUGCCAAGCCCCCUGCCAAAAGAUUGUUCUUGAUUGUUGGGGAUGGGUUAAGAGCUGACACCACCUUCGCCAAAAUCGCAUAUAAUAGCACCGAGGAACCACGAUUCUUGGCCCCUUAUCUUCGGUCUAUCGUUUUGAAUAAUGGGACUUAUGGGGUUUCUCAUACCAGAAUGCCUACUGAAUCAAGACCGGGCCAUGUGGCCAUGAUCGCUGGGUUUUACGAGGAUGUUAGUGCUGUUACCAAGGGAUGGAAGGAAAACCCAGUGGACUUUGACUCGGUUUUAAACCAGUCGUCCCAUACCUACUCUUUCGGGUCACCAGAUAUCUUGCCAAUGUUUGCCCAAGGGGCCUCUGAUUCCAACAGAAUAGAUACUUGGAUGUAUGGGCACGAAUUCGAAGAUUUCACCAAAUCAUCAAUCGAAUUAGAUGCUUUUGUUUUCAAACACUUAGACGAACUUUUCUACAAUUCCACCAUUAAUGAAACAUUAAACCAAGAAAUCCGUCAGGACCAAGUGAUUUUCUUUUUGCAUUUAUUGGGUUGUGACACUGCUGGCCAUAGUUACAGACCUUAUUCCAAGGAAUAUUAUGACAACGUUGAAUAUAUCGAUAAAAAGGUUAGCGAAUUGGUUCCAAAAGUUGAAGAAUUCUUUGGUGAUAAAGAAACCGCUUUUAUUUUCACCGCCGAUCAUGGUAUGUCAGCCUUAGGAUCCCAUGGUGAUGGCCAUCCUAAUAACACUAGAACUCCUUUAAUUGCUUUUGGCAAAGGUGUGAAUAAACCAAUUAUUGAUUAUAAUUUGCCAAAGUUUGUCGAAGUCGAGGAGUCUACUGGAAUUAGUGAUACUGCCGAUUGGGACUUGGAUCACGUCAAAAGAAAUGAUGUCAAACAAGCAGAUAUUGCCUCUCUUAUGUCAUACUUGGUCGGUAUCAAUUAUGCUUCGAACUCUGUUGGUAAGUUACCUUUGGAUUAUAUCGACACUGAUAAUCUUACAAAAUUGAAAGCGUUAUAUAAUAAUGCUUUGGGCUUUGUUGAACAAUAUUUGGUAAAAGAAUUUGAAGUCAGUAAUUCUCAAUUCAAUUUUAAACAUUUUAAGCAUUUUCAAGAAAAGCCAAUCAAAAAAUAUCAACAAGAAAUUGAAGAAUUGAUAGAAAAGAUUGCUAAUACUGAAGACGAAAACCUGAGCUUGGAUUUCGAGUUGCAAGGUAUCAAGAUUGCUGAAGAAUUGAUGACGAUGAGUCUUGAAGGUUUGACCUACUUGCAAACCUAUAAUUGGCAGUUAUUGAGAUCAGUUGUCACAUUAGGUUUCCUUGGGUGGAUUCUUUACUCAUUCAUGGUGUUCCUUAACUUGUAUGUAUUACACUACAGUGAAAAUUCGGACCAUGGCGAUAUAAAAUCUUCAUACUCCGCUUUAAUCUUAUUUUAUGCAGCUGGUACAGGUCUUAAUACUUUGUUCUAUAUUCAAAAAUCACCGGUAAUGUAUUAUAUUUAUGGCUCUUUCCCAGUAUUUUUCUGGCAACAACUCUUUUCCAAAAGAAGAAUUUUGGUUGAUGGGGUUCAACAUUUUUUUGCGAACACAAGUAUUGUCAAAAGAGGUUUGUACUUUGUGUCUAUUGUGGGAAUCUUUGAGUGUAUUACUUACGGGUUUUUCAAUAGAAAGAUCUUCUCCUUGUUGUUUGUUGUUUUAUCUAUUUAUCCUUUUGCCAUUGGUGGCAGCUCGUUCUUGCAAUCUCUCCUGUUCGCCAUUAAUUGUUUAUACAUGACUGGUUUCACAUGGUCUGAUGCCAUCAAAACUGAAAGCCUAUUGGAAAUAAAUGCUGCUGCUGUGUUAUUGAUUAUUGUUUGUGUUGUUGGCUUUUAUAAGAUCAAUAAAAUGAACUUGGGUACCAAAAACGAAUUGCAUUCAUACACUAAAUCAUUAUUAGGGGGUCAGAUCCUUUUAAUUAUUGGUUCAUUCAUUGCCACAAAUAUUUCUAUCAGAUCCUUGCAGGCAAGAACCGGUUUACCAUUGUUUUCCCAAGUGUUGGGAUGGUUGGUUGUUGUUAUUUCUUUGUUCUUUAUGCCACUCUUACAUUCUUACAAACCAAACAAGGAUCUCAAAUUGAGAUUAUUGAUCAUUUUCCUCACUUUUGCCCCACUUUUCUUGAUUUUGACAAUUUCUUUCGAGCUAUUGUUCUAUGUUGGUUAUUCGGUUCUCAUUUUACAAUGGAUUGAAAUCGAGACCAAUUACAAGAAGAACAAUGAACUAUCACUUGCAAAGAAGGAUAAGGCUAGCAAUGGUGAAAAUUGGCUUCAAAUUUUAAGAAUCUCAGUGAUUGGUUUCUUCUUGGCGCAAAUUGCCUUCUUUGGUACCGGUAAUAUUGCAUCCAUUUCCUCAUUUUCCCUUGAAAGUGUUUAUAGACUAAUUCCUGUGUUUGAUCCUUUCUCAAUGGGCGCUUUAUUGAUGAUCAAAUUGAUUGUUCCAUACGUGUUGCUCUCUGCUGGGCUUGGUAUAUUGAAUGUUUGUUUAGAUAUCAAGACUUUUACCAUUUCCACAUUGAUCAUUAGUAUUAGUGAUUUAUUGUCUUUGAACUUUUUCUUUUUGGUGAAGACUGAAGGUAGUUGGUUGGACAUUGGUAUGACGAUCUCCAAUUAUUGUAUUGCAAUUUUGGCAAGUUUGUUCAUUAUCCUUUUGGAGUUCUUUAGUCAAAUUGUGUUGAAAGGAGUGGAAAUCAACGGAUGGGAUAAUGAUCCCAAAGAAGCUAAACAACAAAAUCCAAAAAACUGA